Messenger RNA from Baudoinia panamericana UAMH 10762, 537 nucleotides. RefSeq lists its product as uncharacterized. The transcript is spliced from 2 exons. Lineage: Eukaryota; Fungi; Ascomycota; Dothideomycetes; Mycosphaerellales; Teratosphaeriaceae. The record is from RefSeq and is a predicted model, not a curated record. The coding region runs from base 1 to 537 and encodes 178 amino acids.
AUGGCAUGUAUAGCCCUGGUCGAGUUGAGGCAGAGACGUAAUGCUCGGUCAUUGCAAGCGACUGCGGAGCUGGUAUAUACGGAGUUGAUGAUUUUCGACAAUGAAACAACCGCUAUCGGCGCACUCAAGGUGAUGAUCGAUGCCGGACAUCGCUACCACAAUCUUGAGAGGCGUCUUGGUUAUGGCAUCGCGUUCUUAUUAGGCACAAGCAUACCGGAGACAUCGUGGAUACGACUCCCCAAGGAUGGCAAGCACUUUCUGACAGUCAUAGAGCGUCUGCGCUCGGCACAAGUCCUGGAGCUCUCCGCGAAAUAUGCAGGUCUCAGAAAGCGCGUUGUGGAUUGGUUUCUCGAUCAUGCACGUCGUGAAUCGGAACGAGAACCCGCGGGAGCAGGGAGCUCGGUAGCUAGCAUCGAACCUAACCAGACCCAGACAGCAGAUGCAGUGAAUGAUGCAGAGCAGUCACUGUCUGAUAAUGGAUGGUGGGAGGACUUCGUCACAUCACCUUCGGAUUUGGAUGGUCUAUCUGCAGAUUGA